Messenger RNA from Daucus carota subsp. sativus, 1968 nucleotides. Its product is annotated as serine/threonine-protein kinase STE7. Gene Ontology annotation, biological process: protein phosphorylation; MAPK cascade. The record is from RefSeq and is a predicted model, not a curated record. Gene Ontology annotation, molecular function: MAP kinase kinase activity; ATP binding. Bases 1 to 1968 code for a protein of 655 amino acids. NCBI's taxonomy places the organism in Eukaryota, Viridiplantae, Streptophyta, Magnoliopsida, Apiales, Apiaceae. The transcript is spliced from 2 exons.
AUGGUUCUCACAAUCAAACCAAUCCAGUUGCCACUUCAAAUCCUCCCUGCCGCAAGUUGCAGCACCCAUAAACCUGCAGUUGCCUCCCUGUCUCAGUUUGAAAUACUCGAAACUCUUGGCCGGGGAAGUAAAGGUAUUGUGUACAAAGUAGUGCACAAUGUUACCCGUGAUGUUCGUGCAUUGAAGACGUAUAACAAUUCGGCUACUUAUGAUGAAGUUCUCAGAGAGAUCGCCAUACUGGAGUCUAUUGAUUGUCCAUAUAUCACUCAGUUUCAUGGUACUGUUUUCUCCGACUCGGGGGCCGGAUGGAUGCCUAUUCUCAUGGAGUACAUGGAGGCCGGAAGUCUUCAAAAUCUGGUGAAAAUCAAUGGUACAUUGUCCGAGAAGAUGAUCGCCGAAGUAGCAAGAAGAAUACUGAUGGGGCUAGAUUAUCUGCACAAUACUAAACACAUAGUUCACUGUGAUAUAAAGCCUGCCAAUCUGCUUGUGAAUCACAACAUGGAAGUUAAGAUCGCGGAUUUUGGAGUUAGCAAACUGAUUGAUUUAGCAAGUGAUGAGAGACACGUAUUUUCAGGAACUACUGCGUACAUGGCUCCUGAAAGAUUUGAUUCAUGUGCUUAUGGUGAUGAUUUGGAUGUUUUUGCUGGAGAUAUCUGGAGCUUGGGAUUGACGCUCAUGGAGAUAUAUAGCGGCCAUCAACCCUACUUCGCCCCAGACAGAAAGCCUAACAAGACUGAGUUUGAUCUGAUGUUUGAUGUAUGUUACAAUGAUCCCCCUACUUUGCCUGAAGAGGCCUCUCCUGAUUUUCAAGACUUCAUCAGAUGUUGCUUGGAGAAGAAUCCAGGCAAAAGAUGGAAGGCACUCCAGUUGUUAUCUCACCCUUUCCUUAUCAAGAAGCUAGAUGACCAAGACGCUCCAAUUGCACAAGACGACUCCAAUGCAGAGCCGGUGGCCAGUAAAGGCAGGAAAAGAGAAGCAAGCAUGGAAAUACGAGAGUCCUCAAAAAGGGUGAAGAGGCAAGAUGUUCAAUUUGAAAUACUCGAAACUCUUGGCCGAGGAAGUAAAGGUAUUGUGUACAAAGUAGUACACAAUGUUACCCGUGAUGUUCGUGCAUUGAAGACGUAUAACAAUUCGGCUACUUAUGAUGAAGUUCUGAGAGAGAUCACCAUACUGGAGUCUAUUGAUUGUCCUUAUAUCACUCAGUUUCAUGGUACUGUUUUCUCCGACUCGGGGGCCGGAUGGAUGCCUAUUCUCAUGGAGUACAUGGAGGCUGGAAGUCUUCAAAAUCUGGUGAAGAGCAAUGGUACAUUGUCUGAGAAGAUGAUAGCAGAAGUAGCAAGAAGAAUACUGAUGGGGCUUGAUUAUCUACACAAUACUAAACACAUAGUUCACUGUGAUAUAAAGCCUGCCAAUCUGCUUGUGAAUCACAACAUGGAAGUUAAGAUCGCGGAUUUUGGAGUUAGCAAACUAAUUGAUUUAGCAAGUGAUGAGAGCCACGUAUUUUCAGGAACAACUGCGUACAUGGCUCCUGAAAGAUUUGAUUCAUGUGCUUAUGGUGAUGAUUUGGAUGUAUUUGCUGGAGAUAUCUGGAGCUUGGGAUUGACGCUCAUGGAGAUAUAUAUCGGCCAUCAACCCUACUUCGCCCCACACAGAAAGCCUAACAAGACUGAGUUUGAUCUGAUGUUUGAUGUAUGUUACAAUGAUUCCCCUGCUUUGCCUGAAGAGGCCUCUUCUGAUUUUCAAGACUUCAUCAGAUGUUGCUUGGAGAAGAAUCCAAGCAAAAGAUGGAAGGCAGUCCAGUUGUUAUCUCAUCCUUUCCUUAUCAACAAGCUAGAUGACCAAGACGCUCCAAUUGCACCAGACAAAUCCAAUGCAGAGCCGGUGGACAGUAAAGGCAGGAAAAGAGAAGCAAACAUUGAAAUACGAGAGUCCUCAAAAAGAAUGAAGAGGCAAGAUGUUCAAGUAUGA